UUAGCGAAUCAUAACCAUGUUAUAUAACCAUAAGAAUUUCUCAUAUAAUAACAUCAAAAUUUUAACCGUUAUGACAGCAAUAUAAUACAGAGUUUUUAAAAGAUCAUAAUUGAUAGCCUCGGUUUAUUAACGGUGGCGAUGAAUAAAAAGUCUCGCGCAAACAGAAGCUAUACAAACUUAAGAUGAUAUCGAUCAUUUUUAAACGGAAAUUCGUGCGUAAAAACGAGCAUACAUCUUGGGGCUAAUUAUCCGGGUAGCAGAGAGAGGGAACGAAAAGCUGUUGAAGAUAAACGAGCGGCUCUCGACCGGAACACGAGUUUGGAUACGAACCCGAGCCGGAGCAGGAGCACAAGGUCUCUAUAAAUGCGUGCGUGCGUACGUUCAUGAUUUCCAGUCGGUGGGAGGUUAGCUUUCGUGAUCAUAGGAAGCAUAACAUCUCGAUUCGACGUUCAAAAUCGACGUGUAAGUCGAUAAAAUGCACACGCAGUAAAAUUACAGGAAUCGAUUAGUGGAACGAUAUUAAUAUUCGAAAUGGUGUUAAACGGAACGAAUUAACGCUCGCUUAGCAUUCGAACGUUGAAUUCGACAGCCUGAUAAUCACGUGCUCGCACGAAACGUCAGUUGCGCGUGCGAACAGUGAACAGUUGAACGAGCGUUCAUCACUGACAUUUCACUGGGAGAAACAAGAGAGUGCAAAUACUGCGUUCGUGAGUCAGUCGACAAGUGUACUUCUAUAAACAACUCCAAGGAUUCGAUCGGAGUAUCGAACUGCGUAAUUUGAGAACUGCCACGACAAACGUCGAGUAAUCCUUUGUUUUAUACUAUUGACCUCGCGACGAUAACGUUGAACCGAUAUCCGCCGCUCCAGACGUAAUACAUUAUGUAUACGACUGUUGAAUCAAAAAAGGGAAGAAUCUUUUAACACGGUUCAUAAAAGUAUCGGAACACUUGCCAUACACAAUUGCUAUGUAUUAUAUUGUACGCGUUAUGUGCAACAUUUUCCUCAUAGCUACCUCGUUACAAUGCUAAUGAGAUUGUAAAAUAUGAAAGUAUAACACACAUAAUACAUUCGUAAAAGAUUGCUACACCUAUUUAAAUGUUUGGUCUCGAAUAUACAUAUAGUGCACGAAAAUUUAUUUAAAAAGCAGAAAAACAACGAAGAUUAUGAGAUGACAUGUAGCGAAUAUAUUGCUCAAUUUUAUAAAUAAAGAAGGAACAGAAGAACGUCAUAGUUAUUGAUUUGGAAAAAUAAUUUUAUAUUUGUAUUUCGAAAAGAACUCUGUAGCGAAUUCAAAAUGUGGAGUAUUUUGGAGAAAUUUCUAUUACCAGGAUUAUUGCUAGGUAUUUUAUAUUGUUUUCUUACGUCGACAUUCGAUUUUUGGAAGAACCGUGGCGUCCCUUUCCGAAAACCUACAGUAUUAUUUGGAAAUUUUGCGUCGUUGCUAUUGUUCCAAAAAUCGUUACCAGAAGGUAUAAAAGAUAUGUAUGAGUGGUUCAGAGACGAGAGGUAUUUCGGAGCGUUUCGUGUUACGUCGCCUGUGCUGAUCCUACGGGACCCAGACCUCGUGAAAGACAUUUGCGUGAAAAGCUUCGCUUGCUUCACGAACCGUGGAAUACCGGUAAACUCACAGGACUCGUUAUCUGCCCACUUGUUCAACCUAGAAGGAAAAAGAUGGAAGAGCCUGAGAUCCAAACUGACCCCAGCCUUUUCAUCCGGCAAAUUGAAAAGAAUGUUCUACCUGCUGGCCGAGUGCGGCGAGGAGUUUCAAAAAUUAAUCGACGCGUCCUCCGAGACCCAUCGUCCAUUUGAGAUUCGCGAGCUAGCGGCAAAAUUUACGAUAGACGUCAUUGGCAGCUGUGCUUUUGGCAUACAAAUAAAUGCUCUCACCGAUGAGGAAUCCGAGUUUCACAGGGCUGCUAAGAAACUCUCGAAACCAAGUUACACAGCUACCCUCUGGAGAAUGCUUAGAACAGCCAUGCCAAAAUUGUACAAAUUUUUGGAUGUUCAAGUGAUAGAUCCUGAGGUAAGCAAAUUUUUCAAGAAUGUAGUGUCGCAGAUGAUUAACGAACGAGAGGAACAUGGUAUUAAGAGACACGACUUUAUGGACCUGUUAAUUGAAUUGAAAAAUAAAGGAACAUUGGACGAGUGUGGAAAUGGACAAGUUUGCAAUGACGAAGAUGAGGAAAUUACUGAAGAGAUAGAAUUGGACGAGAACAGCAUUGCAGCGCAAGCGUUUGUGUUUUUCGCUGCCGGUUAUGAAACGUCCUCGAACACCAUAGCUUUCUGUCUUCACGAGUUGGCGUUAAAUACAGAAAUUCAGGAAAAAACGAGACGCGACAUACAAGACGCCAUUGACAGCAGAAAUGGCAAACUGUCUUACGAUGCUAUCCAAGACAUGAAGUAUCUUGAUAUGGUUAUUGCAGAAACGCUACGGAAAUAUCCUCCAGCUUCAAUGCUAUCCCGAAGAUGCGAGCACCAAUACCAAAUACCAGGAAGUAAAGUUGAAUUACCAGUAGGCAUUCGGGUGAUCAUACCAAUUUAUGGAUUUCACCAUGAUCCAGAUUAUUACCCGGAUCCAGCAACAUUUGAUCCCGAAAGAUUUACAGAAGAAAAUAAACGAACCAGACAUCCUUAUACGUAUCUUCCAUUUGGCGAGGGACCUCGAAAUUGCAUAGGUAUGCGGUUCGCAUUGCUACAAAUCAAAGUGGGGAUAAUUUCGUUUCUCAGAAAGCACAGAGUGGAAACAUGCGAGAGAACGAUAACGCCGAUAAAAUUUAGUAGACGAAGUCUCGUGACAACUAGCGAAAAAGGAUUCUGGCUUAAAAUCAUACAAUACUCUUAAACUUGCAAAAUUUAAAAAAGGACACCACCAAUGUCUGUUGUGUACUUAAAAUACCUCAAAGAAAUUAUCAAUAUUAUUAACUAUCUUAGUAUUAAUGCGGCCAGUAGAACAAUUUUAAUCUCACUUUUUAUAUUUUAUUUUUUUUUAUUCUUAUAUUUCAUGAAUAUUUAUUAAAAAUUAUUAGUGUUACUUUCUACAAUAGUUAAUUUUCAGUGAUAUUUUAGGUUACCAUCAGUAAUAUAUUUAUAAUUAUUAGUAAUUAUGAACGGGAUAAUUUACUUUGUACAUUCUUAAUGGGUCGUAUUUAUAGUUAGUGUUAUUGCACUGUUUUUGAAAAUGAUAUUGUUACACAAAUGAAACCUUUAUAUUUUUGUAAACAUUUUAUGCAUUAAACAUUAUAAUGUAUUAAUAUAAUAAAUAUCAUACGUGUAUUAAUACACGACAAAUAUCUGAA
Bombus terrestris (buff-tailed bumblebee) is the source of this 3297-nucleotide messenger RNA. Its product is annotated as cytochrome P450 6B5. The transcript is spliced from 6 exons. Lineage: Eukaryota; Metazoa; Arthropoda; Insecta; Hymenoptera; Apidae. Gene Ontology annotation, molecular function: oxidoreductase activity, acting on paired donors, with incorporation or reduction of molecular oxygen; heme binding; iron ion binding. The record is from RefSeq and is a predicted model, not a curated record. The coding region runs from base 1296 to 2843 and encodes 515 amino acids.